Alosa alosa (allis shad) is the source of this 4897-nucleotide messenger RNA. It is a transcript of the gene top1b, whose product is annotated as DNA topoisomerase Ib. Gene Ontology annotation, biological process: chromosome segregation; DNA replication; DNA topological change. The transcript is spliced from 21 exons. The record is from RefSeq and is a predicted model, not a curated record. Gene Ontology annotation, cellular component: nucleolus; chromosome. Bases 153 to 2462 code for a protein of 769 amino acids. Lineage: Eukaryota; Metazoa; Chordata; Actinopteri; Clupeiformes; Clupeidae. Gene Ontology annotation, molecular function: DNA binding; DNA topoisomerase type I (single strand cut, ATP-independent) activity.
UUCAAACUGAAACAGACAUGCGCAGUGUGUGAAAAGAAGGACUUAGACUGACGACCAACUGUGUCAGGCUCCAUUCUGCCAACCCUCUCUGAUAACCGGCAUCUUCUCUUGGAUAUUUCAUACGUGCUGCUUUUUACUGAAAAUACUACACAAUGAGUGGUGAUCAUGGUUACAAAGACUACCAGAUGGACUCUGGUGCUCGUAUCAGUGACUCUCAGAGACACAAGGACAAACACAGAGACAAGGAGCACAAACACAAGGACCACAAGAAAGACAAGGAGAGGGAGAAAUCCAAGCACAGCAACAGCGAUCACAGAGAGCCUUCUGAGAAGAAGCACAAAGACCGCGAGCGAGAGAAAGAGAAAGAGAGGGUGAAACAUAAAGAUGACAGCCUGGAGAGGCACAAGGACAAAGAGAAGAGACGCGAGGAAAAGAUGAAGUCCCAUAGUGCAGAUGGCAAACACAAGAGGGAGAAGGAGAAUGGUUUUGCGAGCCCUCCUCGCAUUAAAAGUGAAAAUGAUGACAAUGGCUACUACCACUCCCCCAAGCAUGAGAAGUCAGUGAAAAGGCAGUUUGAGGAAGACGAGGUAGAAUAUAAACCUAAGAAAGUCAAGGUGGAGAAUGAAAAGAAGGCGAAAAAGAGGAAACACGAGGAUUAUUAUGAAGACGAGGAAGAAGAAGAGGAUGUUAAACCCAAGAAGAAGACGAAAGACAAGAAACAGGAGACAGCUGGCGGGAAAAAGAAAGUGAAGAAAGAGCCGGAGCAGAAGUGGAAAUGGUGGGAAGAGGAGAGAGCCACAGAUGGAUCCAAAUGGAGGUUUCUAGAACAUAAAGGGCCUGUGUUCGCGCCUCCCUAUGAGCCUCUUCCUGGGCAUGUCAGAUUUUAUUACGAUGGGAAGCCAUUCAAGUUGAGCACCUCUGCCGAGGAGGUGGCCACAUUCUUUGCCAAAAUGCUUGAUCACGAGUACACCACUAAAGACGCUUUCAGAAAGAACUUUUUCAAAGAUUGGAGAAAGGAAAUGAUAUCAGAGGAGAAGGGAAAGCUAACAGACCUGAACAAGUGUGACUUCAGUGAGUUGAGUGAGUACUUCAAGGCUCAGUCAGAAGCCAGGAAACAGAUGACAAAAGAGGAGAAACUGAAAAUCAAAGAAGAGAACGAACGAAUCCUGGAGGAGUACGGCUUCUGCGUGAUGGAUAACCACCGCGAGCGCAUCGGCAACUUCCGCAUCGAGCCCCCGGGACUGUUCCGCGGCCGUGGCAACCAUCCCAAAAUGGGGAUGCUGAAGCGCCGCAUUCGUCCACAGGAUGUCAUCAUCAACUGCAGCAAGGAUUCCAAACACCCCAAGCCCCCGUCUGGCACCAAGUGGAAGGAAGUUCGUCAUGACAACAAGGUGACGUGGCUGGCUUCUUGGACGGAGAACAUCCAGGGCUCCAUCAAAUACAUCAUGCUCAACCCCAGCUCCAGGAUCAAGGGUGAGAAAGACUGGCAGAAGUAUGAGACGGCUCGGCGGCUGAAGAGCUGCGUGGACCGUAUCCGGAACCAGUACCGCGAGGACUGGAAGUCCAAGGAGAUGAGGAUCAGACAGCGAGCCGUGGCUCUAUACUUCAUUGACAAGCUGGCCCUGAGAGCGGGCAAUGAGAAGGAGGAGGGCGAGACGGCGGACACGGUGGGCUGCUGCUCGCUGCGCGUGGAGCACAUCAAGCUCUACCCCGAGAUGGACGGCCAGGAGUACGUGGUGGAGUUUGAUUUCCUGGGGAAGGACUCCAUCCGCUACUACAACAAGAUGCCUGUGGAGAAGAGGGUAUUUAAGAAUCUUCAGCUGUUCCUGGAAAACAAGCAGCCUGAAGAUGACCUCUUCGACAGGCUCAAUACGUCCAUCCUGAACAAGCACCUCCAGGAGUUGAUGGAAGGGCUGACUGCCAAAGUGUUCCGUACCUACAACGCCUCCAUCACGCUCCAACAGCAGCUGAAGGAGCUCACCUGCUCUGAUGACAAUCUUCCAGCCAAGAUCCUCUCCUACAACCGAGCCAACAGAGCUGUUGCUAUACUGUGCAACCACCAGAGGGCUCCACCGAAGACCUUUGAGAAAACCAUGCAAAACCUCCAGACCAAAAUUGAUGAAAAGAAGAAACAGCUCUCAUCUGCCAAGAAGGAGCUAAAGUCAGCUAAAGCAGAUGCUAAGACUCUCCACGAUGACAAAAGCAGAAAAGCUGUGGAGACCAAGAAGAAGGCGGUGCAGAGGAUAGAGGAGCAGCUGAUGAAGCUGGAGGUGCAGGCCACUGACCGCGAGGAGAACAAGCAGAUCGCCCUCGGCACAUCCAAGCUCAACUACUUGGAUCCGCGCAUCUCCAUUGCCUGGUGUAAAAAGUACGAGAUCCCUGUGGAGAAAAUCUACAACAAAACCCAGCGCGAGAAGUUUGCCUGGGCCAUUGACAUGGCAGAUGAAGACUUUGAGUUUUAAACCUCCCCAUCUCUCUCUUCUUUCUCUCUCUCUCUCUCUCUCUCUCUCUCUCUCUCUUUCUCUUUCUCUCCCUCUCUUUCUUGUUCUCUGUUUUUUUAAAAACCACAAGUCCUUGCAUUCAACCUAAUUCAAGAAAUGUACAUUUUUAGCGUUGAUGAUUUCACCAUGUGUGUGUCUUCACAAGAAGAGGAUGGGUGGGUGGACCAUGGGAAAACGUGGAGGGGUCAGUUAGGUAAAAAGCAGAAAAAAAAUACUGGGGCCACCCUCUUUACAGUUCAGUGAGGAUCAAGAUAACUAUUUGCCCUACGGGGAAAGUAGCUGCCUAAAUGACUGAUUUAGUGGUAUGAAGUGACUUGUCUGCUAUCAAACUCAUAUGAUGCACAGCUGUUGCGUUUUGCUGUAUAAUCUAUGGUCCUUCCUUUCGCACCCUCUGAAGCUAUGUGUUGCUGCCAACUUGCUGUACCCAUCAGAUGAAUUCUAUUUUCAUAGAAAAGUGAAAACUGACAAUAACUCCCUAAAAAGACUUCACCCACACGCCUUGUCUGGAAGAGAGAGCGUUUUGCCAGAGCUGUGUGUGUGUGUUUUUGGGAGACUGUGUGUGUGUGUGUGUGUGUGUGUGUGUGUGUGUGUGUGUGUGUGUGUGUGUGUGUGUGUGUGUGUGUGGGGCGUGAUGAAGUUCCUCAUUGGCCAUCGUGUAAGCUGGGGAAUGGAAGCACGUCCACAAGCUUUGCACGGUGGAGAUGACUAACAGGGGGAAAUGGAACUUGUUAGUGUGACUUUAGUAGACUGAAUGUGAAUUUCCUUCCACACGGCUAUUAUUUUAUUUUUAUUUUUAUUUUUAUUUAUUUUAUUUUAUUUUAUCUUUUUUUUGCUUUACAGUUUUUCUUUUAUCAGGGACAUUGCAUUUCUUAUUUCAGUUUUGCUUUUCUCUCCAGUAGGCCUUCAUAUGUGAUAAAAGAUGGAAUCCUUUUUAAUGUGUGACUCAAAUAGUCAUUUUGGCACAAGGUGUGUUCAUGUGAUGUUUUUUGUUGUUUUUUAUAAUUAUUCAUGAUUUCCUGUUCUGUCAUCAUAUUUAUCCAGUUCCUUACCUAAAGGCUGCAUCAUAGUAUACCACUGUCUCUUAGCAAAGUCUCUCUCCGGUCCCUUAUAUGUCAAACAACUCGUGUGUGAGGGGUACGAAUUUGCCAAAUGACUACAAAACCCCAGAAUUAUGAAUUAUGAAUCUACCAUUAAUGUGAUAUUUUGGAUGUUUAUUUUUUUCUAUCUGUAUGGAAUUGUAAAGCAAUUAUUUUCGACGCUGGAGGCUUUUCAGUGUUUAUCCUAAGGUCCUGCACUUAUUUAGGCAUAGGAACGUAUUAUUGUAGGAUGCCAAUGUCAAUGUUUUUAACCUUUAACCUUAGUACAACACAUGUUUUGUUUGUAUUCCAUUUUUGACACUUUAGGUUAUUUAAAAAUAAAAUCAAAAGAUCAUAUUACUCAAUUUAACUUAAUUAUUUCAAUUUGGAUAUACAUUGCCGUGCACUGGACACACAUACAUUGAUUUUAUUUUUUGUGUGUUUCAAUUAUGGAGCUUCAAUAUGCUUAUGACAUCAUACUGGUGUUUGCCGUUGCAAAUGACCCUCUAGUGAAUGAAAUGACAAAUCAAGUAAGCAGAGCCAGUCAGCACUUUUCACUUCAGACUUAAUUCCAUCAACCAGUGACAUCAGGUGAUAAUCCACAGACAGAGCACACAUGUGCUGAAAUAUGUUCCUCUUCAUAGAAAUGAGACAGACUGCUAUGUGUGUGUGUGUGUGUGUGCUGCCUCUCUGUUCUUCUCUUGACCCGGAUGCAGUAGAGAUAUGACUGCUGUAUCUGCAUACACUAAAAACACCAUUUCAUAAUGUUAUGUUCAUUUGUCAAAAUGUUUAAAAUUGUAUAUCAUUUCCUAUCGCCCUGUCUGAUUGAUAUUGCCCAUGCACAACUAAUGAUACCCUAGUAAUACAGUGCUGCAAAUUGACUAAACGCCUAACAUAAUGUCUUUGACAGUCAUUUCCACGUGCUAAUUAGUAUGCUUUCUCUGAUGUAAGUGCCUAUAGACCAAGAACUGCAUAGGGCCCACCAAUAGCUUCAGUUUAGUUCUCCUGCAUCAUCAGUUGGAGCAGCUGUGAUCAGGAGAUGGUCAAAAAUAAUCAGCAGAGGCAAGUGCCAGUUAGAGCAAUUUGCUAUCAUACUGGUUGUAUGGCUAAAAUACAAGGCAAUAAUCCUUAGAAAACCAACCAUAUGAAAAAUUGUUAAAAUUGUAUUGAAGGUAAUCAAUAUAUCUGCAAUCAAAGGCACCACAUAACCACUGUCACACUUUUGCUAAAUGUCUAUAAUUAUGGUACUGUUAGUCAUGUCAUGUAUAUAAAUGAUGAUGGGUGAAUUAAAGGUUUUCAUGGAAAGGAUUGACAAAAAUG